Molecule: messenger RNA, 666 nt
Organism: Trichomonas vaginalis G3
Lineage: Eukaryota; Parabasalia; Trichomonadida; Trichomonadidae
Exons: 1
Coding region: 1-666 (221 amino acids)
Source: RefSeq, a predicted model, not a curated record
AUGAGCAAUCCUCAAGAGGAACCACCUAAGCCAAAAGGUCAACAGGACACACCACCAAAAUGCUGUGGUAAGUGUCCACGUGGCCAGUGCAAAUAUUUAAAGUAUUUGGUUGAUCAUAAGGCUUAUUGCAAGAAUUCAGAUAAAAGCAAAGAAAAUCAAGAUGAAGGAAUGUUCGAAAUUGAUGCAAAGGAAUACGAAAUGUUUUUAUGCUGGAGAAGUCGUUUAUCAGGCAGAAUGGAAAAAAUGUUGACACAAACCAUGCAACCACCUGAAGGUGCACCAGCAGGAUGCUGUGGUGGAUGUUGGGGUGGUGCUGUUUCUGUUCAAAAUAAGGAAAAUAUUGACAAUAAGAAAGGAAAAGGAAAUGAUACACCUCUUAUACCUCCUCCGCCAUCUUCUACAUUCUGUGCUUGCAGCAUGAUCAACCCUCCUCAAGAAAAGCAAGCUCAACAACAACCACAACAACAAUUUAAUUAUCCCGGAAUGUAUCCAUAUCCUCCACCACCCCCAAUGCCAUACAUGUAUCCUUAUGGAGGUCCCAUGUACCCCUAUCCAUGUUAUGCAUACCCCCCGCCACCUCCUCAGUAUUAUGGGUUCGGAUUACCUCCUCCACCUCCACAACCAAUGGGUCCAUGGAGAAAUCCACCGCCACCAUAUUUUUGGUAG